Diorhabda sublineata is the source of this 1530-nucleotide messenger RNA. Its product is annotated as m-AAA protease-interacting protein 1, mitochondrial. The transcript is spliced from 3 exons. The record is from RefSeq and is a predicted model, not a curated record. The coding region runs from base 100 to 888 and encodes 262 amino acids. Gene Ontology annotation, cellular component: mitochondrial inner membrane. Lineage: Eukaryota; Metazoa; Arthropoda; Insecta; Coleoptera; Chrysomelidae. Gene Ontology annotation, biological process: protein insertion into mitochondrial inner membrane from matrix; inner mitochondrial membrane organization. Gene Ontology annotation, molecular function: ribosome binding.
AUGCAAAAUAAAAGAGAAGAAAUUGGCAAGAUAGCGUAUUGGUUCUGCUUAAAUAUAAAUUUGUUUUUUAAUUAAAUAUUUGUAGAUAAAAAUGAUAAAAUGAGUGCCAAUGUGAUUUAUAGAAAUCUUCGAAAUUAUAGUAAUUUAAAUUUGAUAUUGAAGCGCGCGGUAAAAAAUCAACAGUUUUUCUUUAAAAAAAAUGGUUAUACUACCUUAAGCUCACCAACUUUAAAAAAUAAUGUUGAACAAAAUUUCAUUAACAACAGAUAUUUUUCAAAUGAAAAUUCAAAUCCCCCUUCAAAUAAAUUUCCUCCCUUAUUACCAGAUCAACCCAUAGUUAUUUGGCCGUCAUUGAUAAAAUCUAUUAGAAAUUUUAUUUUAGCAAAUUUUAUUAUUAAACCUUAUUUAGACCGAGAAUUUAGUCUUGCAGAUUUUGUAAAUGCUUCGAAAAAGGCAGUUGAGGUAAUUUCACGUAAAUUGGCGGAAGGCGACAUUAAAUCAUUGGAGAAUCUGGUUACGAAUGAUAUUAUAUCUAGUUUGCAAAAAGCACUAUCCCUAAUGUCAAUGAGCCAACGUGAACAAAUAUCAAUAGACACUGAUGAUAUAUAUUUUUCGUUUCCUUAUCAGAUUGGUAUUAUAUUCAAUGAAGAGGGGGCAGAACAGAAAAGAUUUGUUGAAAUAACUAUGGUUUAUCAUUCACUGAAAGGUUUAGCCAAUAUGAGAUCUAGAGGUGAAGAACCACCUUUAAAUAUGGGUAUGCUUCCUGAAUAUCAACAAAGAAUUUCAAUAUGCAACUACAGAUUUAUUAGAGAAUUCACUAAGGGUGUUGAAGGAGAUUGGACUGUGAAUUUAUUAAACCAUUUUAAACCUGCUGAUGAAAAUAAAUAGGAAUUAAUAUUUGGAAAAUUGUAACUGUUUAUAGUAAAAUAUGUUUUUAAAUUGUUUUUAUUUCUUUAAUCCAUGUAGGUAUUUUCAAAUUAAUUUAAAAGAUGUAAUUUUAAACUUCAAUUAGAACAAUUUCUUUUUAAAAGUUUUUCCACAUUUUUUUUUGGACGAACCACUGAGGUGUAAUCUCAAGAAUUAAUUUGUUGGUUUGUACAUAGUUUGCACCAGAAUGUAAUUGAUUUGGUUGGUUCCUUAUUUGUUUUAAAUAAUCUAGAGGCACUCACUAUUGUAAGUCUCUUUUUUCAAUUCAGAAAAUAAACCCAUUAAACCAACCUACAAGGUGGUCUCGAAUUAUAUACAUGAAUUUCUAGGGAUAAAAUAGGGAUAUUCUUUCAUACACUUUUUUCUAAAACUGAAAAAUAAGGAAGAUUUAGAUGAAAAAAAGUACAUGAAGUAGUACCCUUUGUUUUGAACAAAAUAUCAGCUCUAGAAAUUAUUGUACAUGAUUGUGGAUUACUUUGUAGAUAUAAAGUUUUAACUUAUUUUCAAUGAACUUUUUUUUAGUGACUUGGGAGUUUUUCAGAGUUGUUUAAACUAAGUGUAAUUUUUUAUUAUUAAUAGAUGACUAUAUAAACAAACAGAAAA